AUGGCGUUUCAAAUAUCGGUCGGCGAUGUAUUAAUGCUGUCGAAGCUCGCCUGGGAUAUCUCGCAGGCGUUCACAUCAGGCAGGAAGUCGGCACCUGCCGAGUUUCAGGAAGUGCAGAAUCAGCUCAGCUCACUCACCCAUGCGCUAGAAUCAUUGACAUCACUAUCCGGGGGGUCGCCAGGACCGGACGAUGGGGGGUUAGCCAGCAGUAUCGCGCCGAUCCUGCAGAACUGCCGCUUCACUCUGGAACAUCUCGACGCUCUCGUAAAGAAGUAUAUGAUCAUCGAGAACGAUGAAUCCGGUGGUCCAGAGAAAAAGCGAUGGCGAGAGGAGAUCAGGAAGAACUGGAAGAAAGUGCGGUGGACAAGGGAAGGAGGUGAUCUAACGAGGCUGCAGCAUAAUCUCGGAGUCCAUAUCAACAGCCUCAACCUUACAAUCGCAGUCCUAAACAGCGAAAUCAAUCAGAACCUUGGCCAGCGUGUAGAGAACGUUCAUGAAAUGCUGGGGGAGAUCUAUGCCUGGUUCACGAGCAAUUUGAAAGGCCGAGCGACAAGCUUCUAUGAGUCUUCCUCGAUACCACAAGAGAGGCCACUGGAGCUAUCAUUCUCACUGCACCUGGCAGACUCUGAAUCUUUUGAUACUGCUGCUCUAUGUGACAAUGCGUCUUUCAAUGUGGAUUGGCUGCAAAUCCCAGCACAGCCAGUCUUCAAGUGCAACUGUCAGCUUCGACGCACCAGGUACGGGGACAUCCACGAUGAAGAGCUUAUGCAAUAUCUAAACCUGGAAAAUGUGGCUGUCCUCCGGCAGAACAUCCCGACUUACCUGUCUUAUAAUCCGAAAUAUAAACCCAUCAAUUACUCUACUGGUCCUAUCGAAGCAGUCCAGCUGGUCCACUACCGGAAUUUGACUGGCGAUGGAGCGUGGGUGUUCAACGAAACGGCAGACGCGAUAUUGGCUGCUCGCUUGGAUCCGCUCCGCGUUGACUCGACAGAAGACGAAGCAUUCGAAUUUACCGUCACUGGUGAGCUCCAUAACUCUGCGAUCUAG
Aspergillus fischeri NRRL 181 is the source of this 1047-nucleotide messenger RNA. RefSeq lists its product as uncharacterized. NCBI's taxonomy places the organism in Eukaryota, Fungi, Ascomycota, Eurotiomycetes, Eurotiales, Aspergillaceae. The transcript is spliced from 4 exons. The coding region runs from base 1 to 1047 and encodes 348 amino acids. The record is from RefSeq and is a predicted model, not a curated record.